AUGGAGAAUGAUCCAGGGUCGGUUGCUGAACAACGCGCCAAUGCGGUUGCAAAGCUCAAACGCGCUGCAUCUUUACCACGACUGAAAAAUGGAAGGCGGCCCCAGAUGCACAAUGAAGUUGUUAGCGAAGGCGAGAAAACCCUGCAUGAUGAUGUCCAGGAUCCAUCACAGGACACACCCCCCGAGUGCGUCUCCAAUAGCGACUACAAGCCGAUCGUACAGCCCGAAGAGAACCCAGGGUCGCCUGAGCCGUCGAAUGUAAACCGUAAACGCCGCUCACGUUCACGUUCACGUUCUAGGGGUUCCAAGGAUCUCAGAAAAUUCAAACCUCCUCAGUCUCCUUUGCCAACGUCUGUUACGCCCAGCAACGAUUCUUCUCCUGACGAUUCACCACCCUCGCGAGCUGAAUACCUUCCACAUUCAAUUCUCGCACCAAUACCCUCCCAUCUUAAUCCGUUACCCAAUUCUCCGUUCAUUUUACCUGGUUUCUUAACGGCAGAGAACCCUUUUCUACCUUCUGUACCUUCUGGUGCUUCUUCUCCUAUCCCAAGACUUCCCACAUUGGAGGCUCUGGUGUCACGUCAAGGGCUUCAACGAUCGAAUAGUGCAGGUGCAGCCCGCAUGCUAACUUUACAGAGCACAUUACAAAAGCUCACGGGUGGCACGGAAUUAAUGGAUUCAACAUUUCCAUCUCCAGCAAUGUCGCCUCCGCCUUCUGGCACUAAACUCGGUCGGAACAAUACUGUAUCUGGUGGGGAAAGCAGCGAACGUAGCACUGCUCGGAGGCUUAUGAUGGCUCAACUGAACAAGAGGAUGAUAAAGGAGACGGAUAUAGAAGAGGAAGAUCCUCGACCAUUCAGCCCUUCAAAGCGACGCCAGAGACGACGUUCAAAACGUCAGUCCGCUAAUCGUCCUGUGGUGUCGACCACAGAUGAAUCCGAUCUUGUUUCGACCAACGAUGCCACGCCAAACCGUUCCAACACCCCUCAAACUCAACCCGAUGAAUUAGCCCCCAACGUCCAGCGCACAUCUUCCAGCACUCCCAUACCCCCGAUACCAAUAUAUCCUCUUGCAACCCCAAGCAUCAACCUCAACGAAACCAUCAACUCCAGCCGUCAAUCCACUCCUGUGCGAGCUGUGCCACCCACUCACUUUGAUCACGCUGCCAAAAAAAACGGGAGAGUGUUCUGA
Messenger RNA from Suillus discolor, 1191 nucleotides. RefSeq lists its product as uncharacterized. Lineage: Eukaryota; Fungi; Basidiomycota; Agaricomycetes; Boletales; Suillaceae. The record is from RefSeq and is a predicted model, not a curated record. The transcript has a single exon. Bases 1 to 1191 code for a protein of 396 amino acids.